Molecule: messenger RNA, 1519 nt
Organism: Hydra vulgaris (swiftwater hydra)
Lineage: Eukaryota; Metazoa; Cnidaria; Hydrozoa; Anthoathecata; Hydridae
Product: multiple inositol polyphosphate phosphatase 1
Molecular function (GO): inositol phosphate phosphatase activity; acid phosphatase activity
Source: RefSeq, a predicted model, not a curated record
AAUUAAAAGAAAGAUAUAAUAAGGCCUAAGCUAUGAUUUUAGGACUAAUACUGCUUAUUCAAUUCUUAAAACCUUCCUAUGGUAAUGAGUGUUGGAACAAUCCACUAUUUUCUUCAAAAACUCCAUAUAAGUUAGUUGGAAAUAUGAACUUGGAUGUGAAGUAUCCAGAUGGUUGUAAACCUGUUCAAAUAAAUUUAGUUCAUCGCCAUGGCCACCGUUAUCCUAGUAGAAAAAAUAUAAUUGAGUUUAGUGAUAUGUUUGACAUCCUUAAAUCAGCUCAUCAAGCAUCAUCAAAAGAUUUUCCCACUGAAAAUCCAUUUACAGUAGAUCAAGAUAAACUACUAACUGUGGUGGGUGAAGAAGAAAUGUAUGGUAUUGCACAGAGAAUACGGCAGCGAUUUCCUGAGUUAUUUACUCAGAGUUAUUCAUCAGUAUUUCACAAGUUUGAAAGUUCUUGUAAAUCACGUUGCUUGCAUAGCUCAAGUGCAUUUGCUUAUGGUUUAUUUGAAGGCACUGGUGCUCUUGGAGAAUGCCGCUUUCAACCAGUUGCAGUUAGAACUCGGCCAUGUGAUGUUGAUAUGGUAUUAAGAUUCUUUCAGCUUUGUCAAAAGUAUGUUGCUGAAGUCGAAGAGAACAAAUCAGCAGUCACUGAAAUGAAAAAGUUUGGUUUAGGUGAUGAAGUCCAACUUGUCAUUAAUAAAAUGAAGAAAAAGCUUGGGCUACCAAAAAUUGAUAUAAAACUAUUAAAAUCUAUGUUUUUGUUUUGUGCUUAUGAGAUUGGUAUCUUUAAUGGAAGUACUAACUCUGGUUUAUGUUCUCUAUUUGAUAAUAAUGAUUUACAAAUUUUGGAAUACUAUCUUGAUCUGAAACAUUAUUACAGAAGGUUUUCUGCUUUUCCUAUAACUUAUAAAAGUAGUUGUCCUUUGUUAGCUGAUGUUGUAAAACAUAUGAAAAAAGCUUCCUUAAAUACAACUGAAUCACUUGGUGGUAUUUUUCGAUCUUCUCAUGCUGAAACAAUUAUGCCAUUUAUUGCUUUACUUGGCUUAAAUAAAGACCCAGUUGAAUUAAGAGCUGAUAAUUUUAAUGAGAUGAAAAGCAGAGAAUUUCGACCUAGCUGUAUAUCUCCGUUUUCUGGAAAUGUGUAUUUUGUUUUGUAUGAUUGUGGUAGUAAGAAGCAUAAAAUUCAACUUUACAUGAAUGAAUAUUUAGUUAAAAUACCUUGCUGUGAAUCUAUGUAUGAGUGCGACUUUGAUACUUUUUUGAAAUGCUAUGAAAGUAUUGUGGAUAAUUGUAACUUUAAUGAAAUUUGUAGUUUAAAAAAAACUGAACUUUAGUUUGAGUUCAAUAGUUCAAUUUAAAGUUUUGUAACUUUUUUAAAGUUUAAGUUAUUUAAAAAAUGUUGUAAUAUUGCACAUUUGAACAAUUUCUAGAUUUUUAUUGUAAGUUUUGUUUUAACAUUUUAAACUAUAGUUAUACAAUAUAUAUUUAUGCAACUAGAUUUUGGUAAUCAUAUGGUAAA